Pantherophis guttatus is the source of this 2650-nucleotide messenger RNA. RefSeq names its product neuromedin U receptor 1 (gene NMUR1). Gene Ontology annotation, biological process: neuropeptide signaling pathway. Lineage: Eukaryota; Metazoa; Chordata; Lepidosauria; Squamata; Colubridae. Gene Ontology annotation, cellular component: plasma membrane. Gene Ontology annotation, molecular function: neuromedin U receptor activity. The record is from RefSeq and is a predicted model, not a curated record.
AUGGCGCCUCAGGCGGGCGCUGGAGCGGCCGUGUGGCCGAGGCGGAGUCGUCCCUGGGUUCUCCAGAGAUCCAUAACAGGAAAAGAAAAGCACACCAAAGAGAGAUGCCUGAUUCAACGGAGAGGGGGAGACCCAAAUUCGCUUAAUGACCGCAUGUUUCCCUUAACGACUGCCAUCUUCGGCCAACUGCUCCAAGCUGGACUUCCAAUUCGCCACCUCCCCAUGGAGCUGCCGGGCCCGGCGGCUUCUGGAGACUCGAUCAACAGCAGCACGCCGGAGGACAAACUGAGUCCCUUCAACCCCGAGCUGUUGAACAUGACGGCCGAGGAACUGCGCGUAAGAUACUUGGGUCCCCGCCGGUCGGGUUUCUUCAUCCCCAUCUGCACUACUUACCUGCUGAUUUUUGUGGUGGGGGCCGUAGGCAAUAUUAUCACUUGCCUGGUGAUCGUCCAGCACCGCGUCAUGCGGACUCCCACCAACUAUUACCUGUUCAGCUUGGCCAUCUCGGACCUCCUGGUGCUCCUCCUCGGCAUGCCGUUGGAGAUCUACGAGAUGUGGAGCAACUACCCCUUCCUCUUAGGAGCCGGGGGCUGCUGCUUCAAGACCCUGCUCUUCGAGGCCGUCUGCUUCGCGUCCAUCCUCAACGUGACGGCCCUCAGCGUGGAACGCUACAUUGCCGUGGUCCACCCGCUCAAAGCCAAGUACGUGGUGACCAAGAACCACGCCCAGAAGGUCAUCCUCAUGGUUUGGAUCUUCUCCGUCAUCUGUUCCAUCCCGAACACCAGCCUACACGGGAUACAGACUCUCUACGUGCCCGGAUGGGGUGUAGUUCCCGAUUCGGAUACCUGCACUCUGGUGAAGUCGCCCUUGGUCUACAACCUCCUCAUCCAGGUCACGACCAUCAUCUUCUUCUUCAUCCCCAUGGCCGUCAUCAGCGUCCUGUAUCUGCUCAUCGGCCUGCAGCUGCGGAAGGAGAAGCUGCUGGAGGCCCUGGAGGCCAAAACGGGAAGCCGCUCCGAUUACCACAGCGUCCGCCUCCAGCAGAAGAAAGCUCGGCGGAGGCAGGUGACCAAUAUGUUGUUCAUGCUGGUGGUCGUGUUUGGCAUCUGCUGGGCCCCCUUCCACACCGACCGUCUCGUCUGGAGCUUCGUCACUCACUGGACGGACCAGAUGCAACGCAUGUUCCAGUACGUUCACAUCCUCUCGGGGGUCUUCUUCUACCUGAGCUCGGCCGCCAACCCCAUCCUCUACAACCUGAUGUCCAGCCGCUUCCGCGAGAUGUUCAAGGACGUGAUGUGCCACAGGCGGUCCCAGAAAUGGAGGUCCCACAAGCGCUCGCCCAGCAGCCUGCGCACCACCGUCCGCAGCACCGUUUUGGAGCACGUCCCAGGAAGCCAUGGGCUGCCCCUGUCUGACAUGGAGGACAACGAAGGGGGCCCUGCAGGAGACAACAUGGCUGAACGAGAAGACCCGUAUCUCUGAGGGCUUUCCCAACGGGUCGGUCUCCUUGGCGGCCUUCAUGCCAGGAGCUAAAUGCUUGUGGUGAGAAUUACGGGAAGUCCUCGAGUUCGUUUAGUGACUGUUCAAACUUACGACGGCAUUGAAAAAAAGUGACUCAUGACCGUUUUCCACACUUAACGACCGUUGUCGCAUACACCUUGGUCCUGUGAUCAGAAUUCAGUACCUUGGCAACUGACUCAUAUUUACGACGGUUGCCGUGUCCCCAGGAGUUUGACGACUUUCGGACAGCCAUUUGUCUGAAAAGGGUAGAGGGUUUCCUGCCUUAGCAGGGGGUUGGACUAGACGACCUCCAAGGUCCCUUCCAACUCUGUUAUUGUGAUACAGGUGGUCGUCGACUUACAACAGUUCAUUUAGGGAUCAUUCAAAGUUACGACGGCGCUGAAAACACGGACUUAUGGCCAUUUUCCAUACUUAUGGCCAGAUGCUUGCAAAAUUUGGAUGCUUGCAAAUUGGCUCAUUUAUGUUGCAGCGUCCUGGGGGGGUCAAGUCACCCCCCUUUUUGCGACCUUCUGACAAACAAACUCAAUGGAGAAGCCGGAUUCGCUUAACAACCGGGUUACUCAUUUAACAACGGCAGUGAUUCACUUAACAACCGUGACAAGAAAAGUCAUCAAAUGGAGCAGAACUCCACUUAACAACUGUCUUGCUUAGCCAUGGAGAUUUUUGGACUCAAUUGGGGUCAUAAGUCGAGGACUACCUUCAAUUCCUACUACGGAAGGACGGUUGCAGAAGCUGAUGGAGUUGGCCUGCAAUGGCAAAAACUGACUACUUUGCUUAAAGAAAAGAAUACAAGUACUUUUGUUUCCACGUGGAAACCGCUUCUGAACUUUGUGCUUGAGGUGGAAAAGAAUGUAACUCUUAAUUUUGGGUUUUACAGAUUAGAUUGAUAGAUUUUUAUAGAAAUGACUGGUUCACACUAUUAUGGUAAAACAAAAAGUUGUGAUUUGUGGUCCAUGCCUUAUUCUACUGUAACAGAGAGAGUCGGAAGUCAAUGUUUUUUUUUUUUCUUUUUCUUUCCCUAUCCUUCCUCACUUUUCUCUCCUCUUUUCCCUUCCCCCUCACUGUCCUCUUAUUUGCUUUUGUAUUUUAUAAUACCUUAUAACUUAAUAAAAAUUUAAAAUGUCAUAAA